This is a messenger RNA of Trichoderma aggressivum f. europaeum, 480 nucleotides long. RefSeq lists its product as uncharacterized. NCBI's taxonomy places the organism in Eukaryota, Fungi, Ascomycota, Sordariomycetes, Hypocreales, Hypocreaceae. Gene Ontology annotation, biological process: polyketide metabolic process. The coding region runs from base 1 to 480 and encodes 159 amino acids. The transcript is spliced from 2 exons. The record is from RefSeq and is a predicted model, not a curated record.
AUGAAUGGUCUCUCUGUACCAGAGCUGAACCGCCAAGUUGUUACGCGGUAUUUCCAGGAGUUCUGGACCAAUGGGAACCCAGACAUCGUCGACGAACUUUGCGCCGACAAUGUAACGGUUUUCUAUCCCAUGCAUGGACGACUGCUGGGCAAAGCCUCUACUAAGGAGUGCUUAGCCAAGUUUAAGCAAGCGUUUCCAGACAUAUCAUUUAGACUGCUGUCUCCUUUCCCCUUGAUUGCCGAGGAAAACUACGUGGUUGCGCGCUGGUUUGGUGGUGGUAAGCAUACCGGACCGGCGUUUUACGAUCUUCCUGUCGGAAGUCUGCCCGAGCCUAAUACCGGCAAAGAAAUGAGAUUUUCCGGCACAACAAUCUAUAAGCUAGAGAAUGGCAAGAUUUUGGAGGAGACGGGAGAAGAGUCUGGUCUUGUGGCAAUGCAGCAAUUAGGCUUCAUUAAACUGAAUGAUGGUUUUGCUCCAUGA